Messenger RNA from Mya arenaria, 744 nucleotides. RefSeq lists its product as uncharacterized. The transcript is spliced from 6 exons. Bases 208 to 744 code for a protein of 178 amino acids. NCBI's taxonomy places the organism in Eukaryota, Metazoa, Mollusca, Bivalvia, Myida, Myidae. The record is from RefSeq and is a predicted model, not a curated record.
AACAAAGUGAAUGUUGAACCCGAAUAUUCAGUUUCAACUCUUGGGGAAUGUAGACGUAAAACAGGUUGCCAAACGUUCGGAAUUAGAAAUUCAACAGUGGGGUUAAGAUGUAAGUGUGCCAGUUAUAGCCAGGUACAUUCGGGAACAUGUAGAAGAAAAUGCGAAGACGCAGAUCAAUAUCCUUGUGGUGACAAUACCGACACAAAAAUGUUCUCAAUUUAUAUGGUGGAAAAUGUUCCCCCUAGCAGCUUUUCACAGAACAUAAGAAGAAACUGUCUACUGUUCAAUUAUGGACGUGAUUUUUAUUGGGAGUCAUGCAGUUUAUCAACCACACCUUCCCUGUUAUGCAGUGACACCAACCUUUCAGAUCAAAACCAAAUGGCACAAAUAAAUCCUACAAGUAAUGCGAAAUGGGCUGUUGCUGUUGACAACUGCUUCUUUGGAAAACACUUCCCUGCGGCGAUACAAAGUAUUAAAAACGCGCAGUUCACAUACCAGAACGCCCAAGACUACUGGACAGGAAUAAUUAAAACAGAAUCAAUUAUAUCUGGGACUUACAUGUUAGAUAAUAACAUCAAUCCACCAGUGACGAAUGCAUAUUUGGAGAAGAUAAACCAUAUCGUUUACGUCAGAUUUGCUAACAAAAAUGAAUCGAGAAAAAGUUUGUGCGCAGGAGGUAAAGGUAAGUUUAGCAUAAGGAACAUUUGCAAAUACAAAUUAUUUGGGAUGAGUGGAGCCGAUUGA